UCAUUUUUACAAUAUGAUUCUGGUGCAGGCAAUGAUCGCAUAAUAAUAUUUUCAUCACUUGAGCAACUACAACUCCUUGAAAAUUGUGAACAACUAUUAGUUGAUGGUACCUUUAAGGUCACGCCAUCAAUCUUUUAUCAAUUAUAUGCAUUACACGUAGUUUAUCGUAAUUCUGUUUUGCCUGUUGUAUUUGCUUUGCUACCCAAUAAAACUGAACAAACAUAUCGUCGUCUUAUUGAUAAAUUAUCGGAACUUUGUCCAUUAUGGAAUCCAAAAUAUAUAAUGAUGGAUUUCGAAAAAUCUUCAAUUAAUGCAUUUGCUGAUAAAUUUACAACAACAACAAAUCCAUCUGUUAUGUCUGGCUGUUUUUUUCAUCUAUAA
This is a messenger RNA of Rotaria sp. Silwood2, 381 nucleotides long. The record is from the annotation of a GenBank genome assembly. NCBI's taxonomy places the organism in Eukaryota, Metazoa, Rotifera, Eurotatoria, Philodinida, Philodinidae.